AUGGUGUGCAAAAAGUCUCUCGUUGACUGGCGCCCAUGCGGGGAUUACCGACGGUUAAACACCUCCACUGUGCCUGACAGGUAUCCACUUCCCCAUCUCCACGACUUUUCAUCUAGCCUAGCUGGAGCAACAAUAUUUUCCAACAUCGACUUAGUCAAAGCCUUCCAUCAGAUACCCGUUGCUCCAGAAGACAUUCCCAAAACGGCGAUUACAACACCGUUCGGUCUGUUCGAGUUUGUCAGGAUGCCUUUUGGGCUACGCAACUCCGCCCAAACUUUUCAACGUUUCAUCAACCAAGCCCUCCGCGAUCUACCGUUCGUUUUUGUCUACGUCGACGAUAUUCUGGUAGCAAGUUCCAGCGAACACGAGCACCUACAACAUUUGCGUCUCAUUUUUGAACGAUUGAGCCAAUUUGGAGUUUUCAUUAAUGUUUCUAAAUGCGUUUUUGGCGCACAGUUGCUGUUUUUCCAAGGACAUCGCGUAGAUGCUUUUGGUUGUCACCCCAUAGAUGCCAAAGUUUCAGCUAUUCGCGAUUUCCCUACUCCCACUUCUUUUCAACAACUGCGCCGUUUUAUAGGCCUUGUCAAUUUCUAUCGACGUUUCAUUCCUCAUUGUGCUCAAUUAAUGCUACCACUUACUAACCUUUUACGCGGGAACAACCGUGAGUUUUCUUUACCUGACACAGCUGUAGAGGCUUUCAAUCGUGCGAGGAAGGCUCUUGCGGAUACAACUGUCCUUGUUCACCCUAUACCUGAUGCCCCACUUUCCAUUGUGGCCGACGCCUCCAAUUUCGCUAUAGGUGCUGCCCUUCAGCAACAGACGCCCACUGGCACCCAGCUCUUGGCUUUCUACUCUGUCCAAUUGACACCCCCACAAACUCGCUAUAGCACUUUUGGUAGAGAACUUCUUGCAAUUUAUCUAGCCAUUAAGCAUUUUCGUAAUUAUAUUGAGGGCCGAGAUUUUUGUAUUUAUACUGACCACAAGCCUCUUACUUAUGCCCUCUCUACUUCUUCUGACAAGUAUUCACCCCGCGAGGCCCGCCAUCUCGAUUUUAUUUCUCAGUAUACCACCGACAUUCGAUUUCUUAAAGGCCUUUAUAAUAAAGUUGCUGACUGUCUUUCUCGGCCUGGCAUUAAUGCCAUCACCCGCCCUUCCAUCGAUUUGGAGCGCAUGGCAGAACUGCAAAAUCAGCCGACUUUCAGUGAGAGCCUUCAACACACUAGUCUUCAACUCGAAGCCAUUCCUCUUUCCACCACCCCCGGUACAAUCUUGUGUGACGUAUCGCGCGGUGCCUCCCGACCCGUAGUGCCAAGCGAGAUGAGACGAGAUGUUUUUGCCGCGUUGCACAAUCUAGCUCACCCUGGCAUCCGCACUACCCAGCGCCUCGUCAGCGAGCGGUUCGUUUGGCCAAGCAUGAACACUGAUAUACGCCAGUGGACCCGUUCAUGUUUGGCCUGUCAGAAGGCCAAAGUCGGACGGCACAACAAAGCCCCCAUUGGCACUUUUCUCGCACCCGAACCACGUUUUUCACAUGUCCAUAUCGAUCUGGUAGGUCCCUCUCCAACAUCUCGUGGUUGCAACUACUUACUUACUGCGACUGACCGAUUUACACGUUGGCCCAUUGCAACUCCCAUACCUAACAUAACUGCAGAUUCCGUUGCUCAUGCUUUUUCGGAACACUGGAUUUCUCAUUAUGGCGUCCCCUCAACCAUUACCACCGAUCGAGGUCAACAAUUCGAGUCUAGACUGUUUAACAGCCUUACCAACCUCCUCGGAUGUUCUCGCAUACGCACGACAGCAUACCACCCCUCAUCCAACGGUUUAGUCGAGCGUUUCCACCGGCAACUCAAAGCCUCGCUCCGAGCUCAUGAAAACCCUUCCCAUUGGAGCGAGCAUCUGCCUUUGGUCAUGCUCGGUAUCCGUACCGCACUCAAGCCCGACUUGGAGUGUUCCGCUGCCGAACUUGUCUACGGUACUACCCUACGGAUUCCAGGUGAUUUUUUCGGGUACUCUCAAAGCUCAGCCGACUUGGAUCCCAGCGAUUAUGUGCAAAGUUUGCGCCAAGCCAUGACUCAUCUUCGAGCCACUCCUCCACGUCCUUCAACAAGUAAGUCAUACGUCGAACCAAACUUACUUACAUGUUCUUUUGUAUUUGUCCGCAUAGAUAGCGUUCGCCGGCCACUACAACAGCCCUAUGACGGCCCAUUUCGAGUACUAUCGCGCAAGGACAAGUACUUUACAAUUGACCGUGGAGGCCGCACCGACGUGGUUUCAAUCGAUCGCUUGAAGGCGGCAUAUACCGAGCCUCUUCCAACUUCUCCAAUCGAACAACCUCCACUUGGCACAUUGCCACUUGCUAUUUCCCAGACUCCAUUUACGCCCAAUAACCCUGCGUCUUCCCUUAUCCCACAGACUCCUCUCCUUACGCGCAGUGGUCGUCAUGUCCGUUUUCCCGAACGUUACCAACUUGUACAAUAUGCAUAACACUCCCACAUUUUCCUUCUAUUAACAAUAUUUUUUUUGAACUCCGUUCUCCUAGGAGGGGGAGUAUUGUAGUGACAUUGAAGUCUGUUUUGUUUUAAUCAGUUACAAUACGCUUCGACACAACUUUGAAUAAGACAAACAACACGCACGUGCACUUUUACCUGCCGACGACUUUGUUCUUAUUUACUAGUUUGUAACUGUUGGGAUACUGCUAUUUUCGUAUCCUGGAUAGCCUACUCGCUGUGCCCAACUAGUGGGUUUGUCUCUUACAAGUCUCAUUUUGAACGGUCGAGUGUAGAAAAGCCCUAGUUCUGACUCUCAAUACCCUAUGUGAAAAACGUAUAAGAGGCGACGGCGAGAAUACUAAAACCUUUUGGGAUUGGCGCGUCUCAUAAACCAGAAUGUCCCAUCAAACAGUAAAUCAUAAAUCAAAAGACCCGCUACCAACAACGGAACAGUUGGUGGCGGUCUACAGCAUACCAUGUCUAAAUUUCAAUGAGAGGUAUGUUGAUAAAAUGGGCAAACACCUCGAUACAAGAUUGCACGAACACCGACUUGAGAUCAACCGCAAUGACCAGCUUUAUUUGGUCUAUGGUCACAUACGAAAGCUAAAACACGAUUUCGCAUUUGAGAAAGCAAGUGUAACAGCUCGAGCCAAUGAGAAGGUGGCCAGACUGGUGCUCGAAAGUUGAUCCUCGACUGGCACACUUCAUCCCGUCUACCAGACGCCGCGUACAAGGCUCGGAUCAGUCCGGACAAGACCAGUAAAGCAAGUGAGCACGCGGGCCCGAGGGUCAACGCUCACGGAAAAGAGUGGAGUUAGGGGUCAGGAGUCAUGUGACCAAAGCCGAACACUGUCUCACCGAUGCGCCCGCGAAGUUGAAUGCUGCUCACACGAAGAGCAAUGACCGAUCCGUCCACCGGUUGACGUGGGAAAAUCCAAACGGCACGCUGAUCUGACUAAUAUGUGUGUAUAUAUAUGUUAUGGUAGUGGCGUUGGCCGAUCGUUCUUACGGAGCUCACUCAUUCUUUUGUGCCUUAUGGACUCUCUCUCGAGCCCAACCAGCAGCCAAACAGCAGCGCAUGGUAUAGACAGAACGAUAUUACCACACCUCGGGGUAGGGUAUGACUGGCUGACGACGGCUAAUAAGCCAGAAAUGGCAAUUCCAGUCUCCCUGAUCUUUCAAUUUGUAUAUAUAUUUAUAUGUAACAGCAGUAAUAAUAAUUGUAUUUAAUGCCUCUUUGCACACUCAGUUAAAGAAAGAUAAAGCACGGAUCGAACUGACAGUGAAAAACUCCUUACGAAUAAAUACAGGGGAUGGUGCUUUUAAAGUUUUGAUGGUUCAGAAGACGAAACCGCUGCCCGUGAACGUACGGUAGCCUAAAAAGGAGUGGAUAACACUGCUUCGGAUAUUUGCAGUCUAAACUCCUCCCAACGAAAUUGGUACUGGACCAAAUAGAGGCACUGAAAAACCGUUCUUCACUGACGGGUGAGGAAACUGUACCUGGCGAGACUGGCCAGAAGUAUCAUGGACCACGAACUCCAACAAUAAGGCAGAUUAAAUCGGUGGAUUCAGCAUCCUAGAUAUGUUGGAGAUUUUCUAAUUGCAAAAAGAACAAUAAUUCUUUUAAGCAAAGAAUGAUUUCAUAUAAUUUUUGCAUCCAUGUGUAAGCUAUUCCAAAAGGUAACUGUGCUAAUAGAAAAGAAACGAAUAUAUUUGACGGAACGUGCCAGAGGAAGAAAUAAAAAGACCGCACGGUGACUUUUACGUAGUGGGUGGCAAAGAUGUUUUAAAGUAGUAAGUGGGUCAAAAAUAUGAUCAUUUCAAAGCUACAACAGCACGAAUAGUUCCUUUUGUAACCGACAAAAUCAAAAGGAAGCUAGGCCGGUAAGCUCGCGGCGUUGCUGGUAGGUCAAGUAUUGGCGGUAUAGGGUUAAAACUCUCCUAGUAAAAAGUGUUUGACAGAUACUAUUUUCUUCCGCUCAUCAGGACUCACGAGCCUAAAUAAAAACGAACAGUAUUCCAGGCCAAGUUUGACGUACAGUUCACGGGGCGGAUCAUAAUACCGCUAGUUUUAACAUUUGUAAGUAUAAACCCGGUCGUUCUGCGUGCUCUGGAGACUAUCAGGACGCAGUGUUCCGAAAAAUUAAGACUCUUGGAGGAUAAUAUGCCCGGAUCCUCAAUAACUUCAUGCAAAUUUACGUCGUGACCGUCAAUACCUAGUUGAGGCUGAUGGUCAUCGCCAAUCAACAUAACUGAUCAUUGAUGCCAAGAAGGAGAAAGGCGCCAUGUGCAGCACCACUGGGCAAAGACCUGUAGGUCGCUCUUCGUGAGUUCGAGCACCGUAUCACGAUCUAUAUACACCUUUCAUAGCAUCGGCAUUUAUGGAGGGCUUAUCAUUCUGAAAUUAAUCUGACACGUCUUUGACAAACAGGCAAAAUGCGACUGGGCCAAGUACACCGCCCCGAAUGACUCCACCCCUCACGCAUGUUGAGCUGAAGAUACCAUUGGAAACCUUAAUUCGUUGUGUGCGAGCGCCCAGAUAAGAGGAUAUCAAAUUCAGAAUUUUACCAACUACUCCAAAAGAGGAAGCUUUUUUAGAGAAGAAGAGUAUGGUUAACACGAUCAAAAGCCUUAGUGAAGUCGAAAUAGACUGUGUAAGGUGCAAAAGCAUUGUCCCUAAAUUGGAGAACACGAUAAAAGAGACAGAGAGUUGGCAGGUGUCGCAAGACCGAUCUUUGGGUGAUCCAUGCUGAGCAGCGAUCAGUAGGUUAUUCUCUGUUGAGGAACACAUCAUCUUUUUUAUUCUAUAUCUCUAGGUUGUUCGAAAGUGCUGGGAGGGUGUUUAUUGGCCGAAAACCAUCAUAUAACAGAGUGACUGUUCACGAGGAUAGGUAAAAUGUGUGGUUUCUUCCACAAAGUAGGACAGGUUUUACUUCCAAGAGCGAGAUUAAAUAUCAGGCUUAGAAGGGAUGGGAAAGUUAUAUUGGCAUCCGUUUUUCGAAUGUUAUCUGGGACACUAGCAAGCCCAGGGCUAAGAAAUUGACGAAGACAGCGAAUCGCUACAGUCACGCCAUACGGGUGGAGAGUUUUGGUUUUUAGAAAGGUCCGCUCAAUGCCUGGAUGGUCGGAAACGGAGCGGUCGAGUUUUUAAUAAAACUUUUGAACAUGUAAGCAUCGAAACUGUCAGCGGUCAAGUGGGCGCCUGCUGAAGGAAGUCCACGAAAGUCUCGGAGGAUGGGAAGCUGCGUUUUUACAUGAGCCUUUACUUUUCAAGGAAAAGUUCUGCGACGUUAAAUAAGCGGUCUUAAGAGAAGCGAACCACUUCGGUUAGCCGCCUUUCUUCUGACAACCUCUUAGCUCACUCAAAAAUAUCACAUCACAGAACGGAAAUAUCCUUCUGAAGGUGGGCUCGACAAUAAAGUCUGCGUAACCUAUUGCGAAAGGGGUUGCCGGUGUAGUCGAUAGAUGUUGUUAUAUACAAGGCGUGUUGUUGCGUUGGAAGGUCUCAACAUCAAGACUAGUGGAGUUCACUACGGGAUUAACAAUGUCCUGACGUUAUGAGACCGAGGAUGAUGUUGAAGACAUGAAAAAAAGGGGCCAUUAUGUCGGCGUUGUCCUAAACACUUUCAGGUUGUUUAGUCUUCUGUGCACUGCUGUGGGAUCCGGGAACACAGAGCAACGCCAUUUAUGACAGAAUUCUAUGGUUAUCUCCUUUCCCGACAAGAUGAACUCGACUACUACCAAGGAGAAGAGAGUAACUAGUAUCUGCCAAUUAGGGCUGAGUGAAGGCAAUCGUUUAGCUUGCGCGACACUCAAACCUCAACCACAACUUUGCAGAAACAAAUGUGCAACCUUAAUAGCAGACAUGUGAAUCGGGAUGCCACGCAGUAUAAAAUUACAAGUAAAAAAAUAAAGAAUGGUGUAUAUAAAAAACCUAUCGUGGUCCCAUCAAAGCAAAUAAAUCUUUAUAUGAAUUUUAGAGGAGGUAUACAGAAUCUGUACAAAGUGCAGUUCAUAGCUCCUGCAUUAAUAGUCCGUUGAGAAAAAUGAUGAGCGGGCAGUGAAAAAAACUCCACUCAAGAAUUUAAAAAAUGACUGGAUUAACUUUACAGGGGCAAAAAAUGUCGUUCAUGAAAAGGCAAAAAAUGCAAGCAAGACUGGCUUGUACGUGGCGGUGCAUAACGGAUUAUAAUCGGACAUCGUCAGGGCAGAAAUGAAUGUCGCCAUGAGUGGUACGUAUGAGCGUCAGAUAAGACUGGCCUGUAUGUUGUGCUGUACAAGAGAUUCAAAACGGACAUUACGCGAUGUAAACCCAGAUAUCUGCGCGGCUUUGGCAGAGAUUCUAUCUGCAUGAGGAGAUAAAGGAAGUUUACUCGUAUAAAUUAAUCCUAAGUCCUUUAUGGUGAAGCAUGGUGAAAUUAGGUUAUUCUGAACGAUUAUGGGACCAGGGAGUUUGGCAGCACUAAAAGAUUUGAAAUCAAACUUGUGUAGUGACAUUCAAGUCUGUCUUGUUUUAAUCAGUUACAAAACGCUUUGAAACAACUUUGAAUAAGACAAAGAACACGCACGUGCACGUUUACCUGCUGACGACUUUGUUCCUAUUUACUAGGUUGUAACUGUUGGGAUACUGCUAUUUUCGAUUCCUGGAUAUCCUACUCGCUGUGCCCAACUAGUGGGUUUGUCUCUUAUACUUGGAUGAUGAAUACUCCAUUUUCCAUGUUGAACCCCAUCUGCUUGAGCGCGCUUAAUCGGCAUUAAUUUUUCAGCACAAACAUUUUCGAUGUCCAUAGAAUAUGAGUAAGCGCAUUUUAGGUCGUCGGUAUGAAUAAAAGUUUGCGAAUUUUUGAGUUAGGUCGAAAUAUCAUUGAUGUAAAGAAGGAAGAUUGGCGGAACCUGAACCGUGCCCUGAAUUACGUCACUUAUGAUCGGGCAAGGUGUCGAGUAGCUAUUACCGACAAUGACCUUCUGACACCGGUUGGGCAGAAAGGACUCAAUGAAGUCGAAUAGAGGCGGCCGGAUGUCGAGAGCUUCCAAUGUUACUAAAAGACGUCUAUGGGGCAACUUGUCAAAGGCUUUGCUAAGAUCGGAGUAGAUAAUCACCACUGACUGGUGUUCCUUACGAAGAGAAAUGAUUGGAUUACGAAAUGCCCAGUGGCAAGUUUCGUAGGAUAGUUCAGGUAAAAAUCCAUGCUGAUUAGAGCUCAGAAGCCGGUUAGUUAGACAGAAGUCAAGAAUUUCAUUGAAAAUUAUCCUUUCAAGAAGCUUUGCCAGAGACGGCGUUUCGUACGCGCACCGAUAGUUAUUAACAUCGGACCGAGAUCCAGACUUCAAGACGAGAAUGGUAAUUGACGUUUUCCACGUUUCGGGAAAGAAUCCUUUUGAAAUAUAAACUGAAAAUAAAUGACUGAGCAAUAUGGGGAGGUCAGGUGCCUGUGUAAUAAUCGAGUUUGGAAUCUCGUCCAUUUCUGAGCAAAGUGAAUUUUUCAAACGACUUCUGUAUUUCUUAAUGAGAUCUGAGGAGACAUCGAUUGUACUGAGCGUCCUAUCUGAAAGUGGGCGAAAGAUAGGGACUGGUUCGGACUCAUUAUUAAGGUGUUUUGCAAUGAGAGUACUAAACAACUCCGCCUUGUCAGCAUCAGUAAUGAGGAAGAUUUUGUUAUCGUUAAGCAAGGGUGGAAGUUCGUGACAACGCUUAGAGGAGGACCGAUGACAUAAUAUGUUAGCGACGGAUUUACCAGGGUUUGACGCACUGAGGGCAAGUGAACCUAUUUGUUUCUCGCACGCUUAGCGCAUCCUUGAGGCCAUUUCGAAAAUGUCUGUGAUUCUAAGAUGAAAUGAUAAGGAACUAGUGGAUAGGUCACGCAGCUGCCGUCCAGCUUUUAGUCUGUUGGGAAGAAAAUGGGGAACAAAGGAGUCUGAAGAAUAAGGCUUGAGAUAUCUACGCAGCACAAACUCUAGGAUGCUCUCGGAAACAUUGGCCAUGACGUCACGAAGAAUGGUUGCAUCGCUUCAGGAGAGGAAGCCACACCAGUCUAAAGAUCUAUAGAGUUAUUUAUUAAGUCAUUACCUACGCAAUCGUAGUUUAGGUAAGUCCGAACCAUACUAGUCUUGUUUUGAAAAGGGAAGCGGUAAGUAAGAAUGAAUUAAUACGUGGUCGCUGUCAAAGAGGUCCUAUUUGAAGGCAGAAAAAGAGGGCCGAGGUCAUUGGUAAAAUUUAGAUCUGUAUUGUUAUUAUCUGUUGUUCAAGAACGCACCAGUUGGGACUAUUAGGAAAAAUUGACAAUAGCCUGGAAGGGCUGGAAUCCAGGUGGACAGAUAUUGAAAACCCAGACUAUUUCAGGAAGGUUAAAAUCCCACUGAUUAUUUUAACAUCGAAAGCAGCUUCUGAAAUUAAUUUAAACAUUAUACGGAGUUGUGGAUCAUCACUGGCUGAGGUGUUUGGGGGAUUGAAGGUACAGCCAAUUAGUGCCUUUCUUUGCGGCGGGAGAAUAACAUAUGCAAAGCUGAGGUUUCCUGUAAAUGAGGAGACAUCCAGGCAAUAGGAAGUGUGCUUUAGGUAGAAUCUAAGGUAAAGAAUACAACCACUCCCACGCCCUGUCGUGCAGUUUUGAGGGUAAACAUCUAAGGCAUCUAUAAUAAGAGCAGAGUCAGGAAUUAGAGAAAGGAUCCGAGAGUCUGUUAUGCAUAUAAUAUCAGGCGUCAUUUCGAGAGAAAUGGCUCUGAAUUGGGCCAUUUUGUUUAUAGCAGGCCGGAUACUAUGCUUACAUUUCGUCAUCUUCUCAAUUUCGUAGCUCAUUACGCUAAUAACUUUGAACACUUGUCCAAAAACUUUGUUGAAUGUACUGAUUAUGUCGCCGGAUAUCAAGUGAUCCAGUAUUUCAGCUGAUAGAGUUCUGUUACGACUAGCAGAGACGUAGUUUUGAACGACUAAAGAGUCAAAAGGUUCUACAUGGACUAAUGGUAUUUUUGAGCCAGCCAUAUCUAUAGAAGGCUGCAAAAACACGCUGACACCCACGGUGCCUCCGGUCAUGAUUCUAACACUGAGGAAUGGCGAGGAGACCGUGAGCUCUCAUCUUCUAGCGAGUUUUAUUCGGGGCACUGUAAAGUAUUAGACAGGUUUCUCCCUGUGGUACAAAAAUCAAAGGAUUGCUAACAUACAAUAAAACACACAGAACAGCAAAUACACUGCAGAUUUACUACUGUAACUAGAAAUAGGGGUUCGGGUGGCUGACACGGAAAAACAUGCACCUAAGCAUACCAUCACUCUCCCUGGUCCCAAAGGACACAGAUCGGGAUUAUAUACGCCAAGAGAAAAAUUAGGCGGCAUGUGUCCCAAAUAACGCGGCGUGAACCGGCAAAUAGGCCUGCCACCACACCCAAAUUUUGGUAUUUGCUUUGGGCAAGCAAUCCCGACAAUAGAUAGAUAGAUAAUUUUUAUUAAAGACCCGUCGGGGUCCCAUCAAAGCAAGUUAAAAUAAAUUUACAUGCGAGUUUUAGACGAGGUAGGCCGAAUCUUUACAAAAUGCAAUUCAUAGUUUCUGAAUUAGAAGUCCAUUGAGAAACAUGAUGAUUGCGGGGUGAAAAAAAAACUCCUUACAAAAAGUUAAAAAUGAUUGGAUUAAGUUUACCGGAAAAAACCCUCAAUAAAAAUAAUAACAGAAAAAAGGCGAGCAGGACUGGCCUGUAGGUGGCGGUAUAUAACGGAAUGUUGUCGGUCAUCGUCAGGGUUGCAAUAAAUCUCAGCCUUGUGAGGUACGAAUGUGGGUCAGACAGGACUGGCAUUGUAUACGGGAUUCACAAUUGAGAUCGUCUGGGCCGGAUAGAUACGCCGCAUUAAAGAGGCCAGACGAGAGGAACCCAGAUGCGAUCGGCCACAGCACGCUUCGAGCUCAACCGAGCAGAGGGGAAGGGAGGUACGACCGAACUACUAGUAGACAGUGAAUACUGAGGAUUCCGCCGUGAGCGUCGACAGACCGCAUGAGGUCAAAUUGCGGGAGAUGACAUCAAAAACCGCGAAAAUUGUCGCUAUGGGGGAGGAGUGAUGGCAGUGGAUUUAGAAACCAAUUCAAAACAGGGGUUUCUAAUAAUAUAAAUAAGAGUUACCACUAGACCUAGCACUAAAUCCCAGGAGGACCCUACUCGUAUUCAAGUAUCAGAGUGUUCGGGAAUGAGACCGUUACCAGUGCCUUUAUGCUUUCCGGUGUAAGAUGUUUACGUAAUUUCGACUUGAAUACCAGUAAUUUAGGAUAUAAUCUAAUUUCGGGCGGACUAGGAGCUGGACUAUGAGUCGCGUCGUUUUAGUUUGCCUGCCUCAUGCCCAUUUCAGUGACACGCACACAGCCGACGGGUUGUCCGACCAUGAAACUCUCUAUCAAGUGAGAUGGUGACGGCCGACACCAUUCGCAUGUUUAAAAGAAAACUUGCUGGUGUAAUUUUAGGCGAGACUGGUUUUAAUAACAUGACUGCUCACAGCCAGAUUAGUAAAAACAUUGCUAUACACAAUCUUUCAAAAAUGCCUCACGGUGCACAGAUGUGUUUCCUUAUAAUUAAUGUUGGUUUGUGAACCGAUCACACUCUAAGGGUUUGAAACAUCGUUUUAAGUGCGAAUAUGCGACAUUAUUGUAGACAAAUAGGGUUAUCAAAGGAUCUGCCUCUAAACUUUCAAAUGCAUACAUAGAUAAUUGCCUGGCGCAGCCGGUCCACCACUUCGGUUUACCGGGUGCGUAAAGUAUGUGAUGACCUUGCUGUUUUAUUUGGAUUUUCUCUAUGAAAGUUCGAAUCUCUGUAUAUUUUUCAUUUCUGGUCUCCGUUAUACAACGACAGGCUGCAGUUUAUAAGCCGUCACGGAAUUUAAUGAUUGCAAUAAAUUCUGUUGUCUAUGUAUGUUUCAAAUGUCUUCUGUGUCAUGCAUGUAUGGUUGUCGAUUUCUUCUACACCCUUUCGCCUAGAUGAAUGCGGCGGCACGUUUAAAAGCUCUCUUCAGCCCAGGAUUAGCCAGAAUUUAUUCCCAGUGUUCCGCAUAGUCGGUGCGUGCUACCUUCGACGUCAUCAGCCGCUACAAUCUCACAAGAGCAUCCUCCCCGAACCUGUACAAAUUUGUCCAAUUAGAUUAUGAGAUAUGAGAUACGCAUUUAAACAUGGUGUGCAGUUGGGAUGGGGGCCUUUUGAUUGUAACGCUCCAUCUCAUCGAUACGGUUGUAUGAGUAAGGAAACGCUUUUUAGCACCUGAUCUAGGAUGGAGAUGACGUAACCACGUGCUGGUGAAGAUGGCCGGCGUCCCCUCCUCUCGCUACUGCCCACGCCCUUUCAGCAACGUACCGUGACGCUCGUAUUGUUCUCCCUCUCUCUACGUCGACACCUCCUUCAGCCCUUUCUUGCAGUUGCCCACAGCGCUGCGUUCCCCACUGGUUUAUUAGCUGGCAUGUUGGUAUCGCCUCUCCACCCAGACAGGUUGCUCCACAGUUGUAACCCGUCCUGCUUGUACUAUUAACUAUUAGUAUCCGCCUUUCCAACCCCCAUAUCUGCCCAUUAUACCUUCUCGUCUACUUGGCGUUGCUUCUUCUUUUCUGUGCGGAUGAGUAUCGUGACUUACUAACGGCCCUAUUCAGGUCAACGUUAGCCAGGGUCUCUUGCCAGUGCUUCGCUACUUGGGUGUGUGCUACCUUUGACGUCCUCGGCCGUUACGUGAUGACUAGGGGGUAGUACCGGCACAUAAUACCGGAUCUUCGGCCUUUUGGAGUGAGCUUUACGUUGGAGCUAAGUUGGCCUAUGUGCCAGAUUUGAGAUCAUUGGGAAAUGUUGACGUUAUUAAUUGGGGAGGAUAAAUUACGAGUCAAAGCCCUCUGAGGAGCACACGUCCUCGUCUCAACGGGUGAUGGGAACAUUGCCCAGUCCGAGGGGUCGUUCAUAUUUUCCAGCACGACUGACUAACAGUGCUGCACUAUUUCGAGUGUAGAUUGCGCGGGCGCGUUCUUUACGAACGCAUUUACGUAGACUGCGCUCAAGAAUCAGUCUCUCAACUAAAAUGCUUCCGUUAUUUUGUUUUCCGAGGACCGAAAUGAACUGAAUCGUCUGCUGAGAUUCCAGCGACUGGCCCGCCGUUUGGUCCGCCCUGGGCCGGUCCAUUUCAGACCUUGGGAAGCUAAUGAGGGUCAUCUACGCUACAGGCGUGCCCGCGCCAUCUGUACUGCGAAAAGUGCAGUAUUAUGCAUCACUUAUGCUACAACUAAAAUAUUAACAACCCAUCGAACUGCACCAUGUCCCACCCCAGUUUCACUCAUCCCUUGAGUCGGAAGCACGUGCCAGCGUGGGUGUUGCGGAUCGUGGGUUAAGAUUUAACCUUAGCUUAUCCCCAACCCCCUCUCCAUGAACGUUAUCCAGUACAUCCCUGUAAGAAUAAGCGUUCUAAAACCAACAUCUCAUUGACCUACAGCAUUCUUUUUGCACACGCCGCGUUGAACUCGUUCUCUGAGUCGCCCACCAGCAUUAGCCAGAUUCCCGCUUGGGUGCUUUUUAAUGCCAGCUGGUGGUGGCCGAUUAAAUAAACUCAAACGAGCAAUUAAUAUACACUUGGGCACUCAGUUGCUUUGCUUAAGCCGAGGUUCCAUGCCUUCGAACGAUCCGCUGCCCCAGGCUUACCAACCGGCUGCGCUUUAAACGGACAGUCUCGAAAAUAUUAGUUGUCGUCGAAGUUUGUUACGAGCGAAAAUGCUUUUUGCCGGUUUUCUACGUCCUGUACGUUGCUGUCAACUACGACUCGUGUUGUGCGCUGAUAGACGGGAACUUUGUUCUUAUUGUCACCGAAGUCACUUUCCUUGUCCUCUGCGCCCGUUUUAUUUUCCGAACAAAUUCGGCCAAUCUGUCUAUUCUAGCCCACUCUGUCCUGAAACUCCGUUAAAAUUCAAGUAUUUUCAGUGCACAGGCAUAAAACAAGGCAUCAAACUUUUUUGGUUCUUCCCUGCUGUCGAUUUACUGCGAUUCUAUGUGGAAGACCAAUCAAAGUUUAGAACUACCUCAGCCUUUAACGUUAACAUGGAUUCUUGAGAGCAACAUGUUUUUGAGGAUACGGCUUUAAAAUAAGUGGACUGUAACGAUCAGUAUGUCCUAUCUACUUCGUGUCUUAUUUCAACCGUUGUGUCUCCAUUGACACCAUUUACAUGUCUACGUCCCCUGUAGCCCCUUUGAGGAUUGAAGCUGGUUACUCGAAAUCAGCAAACCAGUCAAAAACGAUGCAGUCCUGGGACAAGGAAAUCUAUAACUACAAGGGAAGGUGCGAGUUCCAGGAACUAGUUGAUCAAAAGAAGAAGAAGAAGAAGAAGAAGAAGAAGAAGAAGAAGAAGAAGAAGAAGAAGCGAUCGCUGGAUCAAGGGCUUUAUUCGCCUGACGUUUCCGAUCCUCACUUGAACCCAGCAUCAGAGACAGUGGCGGAAAAGGGUGACUUGCGCACAGGAAGUUGCAGUAUUUACAGGAUUCAGUCGCUGUGCUACUGCAUGCCUAUAGCAAUUAACCGCGCUCCCCUUCAUCAAGGAUUGCUGCUCGCUGAUGCGCUAAUUGCUCGGUGGCGGGCAUGCGAGUCGCUACUUGCUGAAAUCUCAUCACCCGUGUUGGGUGCUGGCGUGGUGAUUGCUCGGCCAUCUGACUCACCGUCUUGCGCGCUCCCCGAGUGGUCAAUUACUUUGGCCAGCCUAUACCUCAGCACGGAAGAUGGAGUGGGGAUGUGGUUGCACUUGUUGAUAGACUGAGGUCCUGUAAACCAUGACUCAAGCAACUCGCUGCUCACGCGAUUAUCCCCUCUCGCGAGCAUUUCGGCCUCAUCGAACUUGAAUGUGUGGUCGGGUCUCGUCGGAUUGUCCGCGACCUGAAAGUUGGCGUAAUUUCCCCGUACCGCUGCCACCUGUUCGGCAAUUCGCGUCCGGAGCAGUCAUCCAGUUUCUCUGACGUAAUUGCUUUGUCCGCAACUGCACGAGAUCCGGUAAACGACUGUAGAUGUUUCUUGCCGUGGCAGUGGGUCUUUUGGUCUCAUCACCUGACGCCUCAUGGUGGCCUCCGGUCUGUGUGCAACUCCAACACCAAGUGGUGCAAGAAAGCGACUGACGGCCUCGGAGACGAGGACAUCAAGGAAUGCCAAAUUUCUGACCGCUGAUUCGGACACCACCGUCUGUUUGUCAACAAAAUUCCUGGAGAAGCUUAAAGGAGUAAGUCUCUUGCCAAAUGAGGUCAUGGUAUCUUUUGAUGUCACGUCCCUCUUUACUCCUAUCCCCCAGGAUCUGGCAAUCGAGACCGUCGAGCUACGCCUACGAAGCAAAUACAAUAAAACAGAGAAUCGUCUCGGACAUGCCCAAGUCCUUCAGCUCCCAAAUUUCUGUCUCAGGACGUACUUUACGUUUGACGGAACAAUCUACGAGCAAGUGAAGGGAACACCGAUGGGCUCGCCGAUUUCGGGAUUCAUCGCCGAGGCGAUCCUACAGCGGUAAGAGUCGCUGGUCUUCCAACACCACAGACCGAAAUUCUGGGCUCGGUAUGUGGACGAUACCUUCGUCGUCAUCGAAUGGGAUCAGGUGCUAGCAUUCAAAAACGUCUCAACAGCGUCUUCCCGGACAUACAGUUUACGAUGGAGGAGGAAGAAAAUAACCAGCUAGCAUUCCUUGAUGUCCUCGUCUGGCGCAAACAUUGUGGUGGCCUAAAGAGCAAAGUGUUCAGAAAAGCGACGAACACGACGCAAAUGCUGAACUUCAACAUUAAGCACUCGACGCAGUUGCGUAAGAACGCUUUAUCGGCCUGUAAAGACGCACUGCAGUGAACCGGAAGACAAGGUUGCCGAAUCCCAAUAUCCUCGACGGGUUUUCAGAGGAAAUGUUUACCCGCGUAACUUCGUCAACCGGUGCAUGCGCAAACGAGACGAUGGACAAAAUCGUGCCGACCCCAAAUUCUGACGAGCGGUCCCAUACAUCAAGAACGUCUCCGAGGCCGUCAGUCGCUUUCUUGCACCACUUGGUGUUGGAGUUGCACACAGACCGGAGGCCACCAUGAGGCGUCAGGUGAUGAGACCAAAAGACCCACUGCCACGGCAAGAAACAUCUACAGUCGUUUACCGGAUCUCGUGCAGUUGCGGACAAAGCAAUUACGUCAGAGAAACUGGAUGACUGCUCCGGACGCGAAUUGCCGAACAGGUGGCAGCGGUACGGGGAAAUUACGCCAACUUUCAGGUCGCGGACAAUCCGACGAGACCCGACCACACAUUCAAGUUCGAUGAGGCCGAAAUGCUCGCGAGAGGGGAUAAUCGCGUGAGCAGCGAGUUGCUUGAGUCAUGGUUUACAGGACCUCAGUCUAUCAACAAGUGCAACCACAUCCCCACUCCAUCUUCCGUGCUGAGGUAUAGGCUGGCCAAAGUAAUUGACCACUCGGGGAGCGCGCAAGACGGUGAGUCAGAUGGCCGAGCAAUCACCACGCCAGCACCCAACACGGGUGAUGAGAUUUCAGUAAGUAACGACUUGCAUGCCGGCCAUCAAGCAGCAACAAUCACGCAAGCAUCCAACGCGGGUGAUGAGAUUUCAGCAAGUGACAGCUUGCAUGCCGGCCAUCAAGCAGCAAUCAUCACGCCAGCAUGCAACACGGGUGAUGAAAUUUCAGCAACUGACAACUUGCAUGCCGGCCAUCAAGCAGCAAUCAUCACUCCAGCAUCCAACAGGGGUGAUGAGAUUUCAGCAAGCGACAACUUGCAUGCCGGCCAUCAAGCAGCAAUCAUCACUCCAGCAUCCAACAGGGGUGAUGAGAUUUCAGCAAGCGACAACUUGCAUGCCGGCCAUCAAGCAGCAAUCAUCACGCCAGCAUCCUACACGGGUGAUGAGAUUUCAGCAAGUAACAUCUUGCAUGCCGGCCAGCGGGCAGCACUUCUUGGUGAAGGGGAGCGCGGUUAACUGCUAUAAGUAAGCAGUAGCACAGCGACUGCAUCCCUUAAAUACUGCAACUUCCUGUGCGCGAGUCACCCAUUCCCGCCACUGUCUCUGAUGCUGGGUUCAAGUGAGGAUCGGAAACGUCAGGCGAAUAAAGCCCUUGUUCCAGCAAUCGCUUCUUCUUCUUCUUCUUCUGAACAAGGAAAUCUAUGUUGUCCCUGCUGCACCAGUUGGAUCGACGUUUGCGCUUUUCGUUCAGUUGCUGCAAGGCUAACUUAUGUUUACCCUUUAGGUCCCUCAAAAAACGGUGCCAAUUCCUUUUUCUGCUGCUUCGACUAG
Spirometra erinaceieuropaei is the source of this 16720-nucleotide messenger RNA. The record is from the annotation of a GenBank genome assembly. NCBI's taxonomy places the organism in Eukaryota, Metazoa, Platyhelminthes, Cestoda, Diphyllobothriidea, Diphyllobothriidae.